AGUUUGGACAGAUUUCAGGAGGUAAAAAUGGAGUCUGGUGUGUUCAUAUUUUUGAUAAUUUCGAGCGUUUUCAUACAAACAAGUCACGCGGCGGACUUCUACGGACACAGCGUAAGGUUUUUGCAGCUGCAGAAGAAAUCAGACGGGACGAUACCGCUGACUUUGGUGAGCAGAGAAAAUGGCCACUCAUCCUGCUCUGCUCAGGUGUCGUACUCGUGCGACGGUAACGCGUGUGGGAACUUUACCACAGGCACCGCCGAGGAAACAACCAAUGACAUAACCGGAGAGAAGCGCUGGUGCCAAACGGAGCAGAAAUCCACCACCAAGCUAUCGGCUCACGCCAAAAACGUGGCUCUCAGUGCCUCUGGCUGCUGCUGGGCGUCGAAUGUCGAUAAUGCAAAGAACUGGACAGCCACAGCUCAUCUGGAUUUGGGACAACGCUCUGACACUUUCGCCAUCAACCACUGCCCCGUCACAGCCACCGUCUCCAAAAUAAAAGUGCCUCAGAACUGCUUCACCAAACUGAAUCUCUUGGCUCAUGAUCCAGACGGAGAUGAAGUCAAAUGUCACCUUAUAUACAACUCUACAGCAAAUGUUGUGUUUGACGAGAACAAGUGCUCGCUGACUGCCAGUGGGAACCUGAGUGUGGGGCUGCAUGUGUUUGAAGUGAUGAUGCAGGACUUCCCGGUCAAAGACAUACAAAUGACAUAUUCACAAGGACCCAAGGUGUACCUCAACGUGUCCGACCCAAACCUGGAGCCAAUGUGCAGCGUCAAAAUGCUCUUCUCACUGGAAGUGCUGGCUCCUCUGCCCAGCUGUAAGGUGGGACAUGUCCAGCCCAUGCUUCUGUCUAAGACGCCUUCACAGGGGGCUCUGCUCUACGCCUCAGUGGGACAGCCCUUCAGCAUCUACGCAAUGGCCAAGGCUCACCACAACAGUAUUCAUGACUUCCAGAUUAGCGGCCCUUAUAACAUGACCAAAGUAUUCAAAGACAAGACUCUCGGACAUGCAGAGGUGACUUUGAGCUGGACUCCACAGGAAGAGGACGCGUACAGCCACGUGCCUGUCUGCUUCACUGCGGAAACGGACGAAACCCAAUCAGAGAUGAGAUGUGUUGUCAUAGUGGUAACCAAAUCCACUAUCGCUCAAGGAAAGGCGAACGUGAUGUGCGAAUCUAACAAAAUGGAGGUGUUCUUGGACAAGGCGUCGAUGCCAGGGAUCGACGUGAAUUACCUGAUGCUCCUGGACAAGACCUGCUCCCUCACCUCCAACGACACCCACAUCAUGGGCAAGAUCAGCUUCAGCACCUGCGGCACCAAAAUCGAGGAUAAGGGUGACUUUAUUGUGUUCUCCAAUGAGAUCGACUCUUUCGAGCUGCCCAACGCCAUCAUCACUAGAAGAAAGAAAGUUAAGAUCGGCUUCUCCUGCCAGUUCCCCAAAUUCCUCAGUAUCUCCAACUACUUCAGUGUGCACCAAGAUGACUACAUCUUCACAGAGUCCACCUUCGGCAGCUUCGGAUACACGUUUGAGAUCUACAAAGACGAAGACUUCACCAAGAAAGUUGAGGCUAAUGAGUACCCAGUGCAGGUGAAGCUGUUUGAUAUGAUUUACCUGAGCAUCCAGGCCAAGUCCGACCUGCAGAAAGUGACGAUGUUUGUGGAGUCGUGCAAGGCCACUCCGGAUGACAACCCGGACAACAGCCUGUUCUACGACAUCAUCACGGACGGCUGCCAGAAAGAUGAGACUUUAUCGAUUAAAAAGUCUACAGAUACUACAUUCAACUUUGAAGUGCAGGCGUUCAAGUUCACAGGAAGCAAUGACCAGGUCUACAUCACGUGCUCGGUCAUCCUGUGCGAGAAGGGCAACUCGUUCUCCAGGUGUUCCCAAGGCUGCGUGUCGAACGCUAACCAAGCCAGACGGAGGAGGAGACGGGCGGUUUCCAAGGAGACCGUGGACCACCGGAUCACCCAGGGGCCUUUGCUCUUCGUGGGAGAGUCUUUCACCGAUAUUGAAGAUGAUUCAGGAGAAGGCUUAGGAUUCAUGGCUGAACAAAAUCCCAAUACCACUACACCGAUGCUGAACGAUGACCCGGAGAGAAAGAGGCCCAAGACCCAGGCACCAGUGCCCAGGCCUCGUCCCAGCUGGUCUGUCCGCAACAGAGGCUCAGAAAAGGAGGAGCAGGAUGAUGAUGACUAUGAUGAUCAUGAUGAUGAUGAUGAAGACGAGUUCCACAAGAUCCGAACCCUCCUCAGCUCAGCCGUCGUCACUGUGAUCUUCGCCUCGGGCUUCUUCAUCUCCAUCAUCAUCAUGGUGGUCCUCGUGUGGUACUUCACCAAGAAGAGAAGAGGGGAAGAUAUGAAGAUGCUACUCGAUUCAGAUUAAAAUAAAAUCCAUAUAUACAAUAUAUUUACUCAAAACUAUAUGUUAUUGCUUUACAUGUAUUACAUAAUUUUUCAUUCUAUCUUGCCAUUUUUUUCUGGAGCCACCAAACUGCUGUAAUUUUGAGCAAAAUGUUGUUCUUUUGAUAUUUUCUGUUCAAAAAUACUAAAUUGAAACUAAGUUACAACAGAUAUUUUUUAUAUUUUUUCACCUCCUAUAGUUACUACGCAUGUCACCAUAUAGUAAAUUAGUAGGGCUGGGGGCAUUUUGUCGAUGGUGCCUUAGCCAACUAAUCACUUUUUUAAUUCAAAUGAUUUAUAGGACAACAGCAGUGUGAGUGAGUCUUUAACAUUGCUUCCUAAUACUUUUUUUCUGCAUAAACAGUUGUUUUUUCAUGAACUCCUGAGCAGGUGUGGUGUUGUAAACUGAUAAUGUCCAAUUUGGUAAAAUCCUGCUUUGAAGUAAAUUUGAAUAAGGGAAGGUCUUAAAUUGAAAAUUCGUGCUGUCAGAUGAAAUAAUGCAAGCUUAAGAAAGUUGUUGAUAAGAUACUGAAAUCUUAGAUGAUGAAACCUUUCUUUAAGCUAGUGUGUCUGUGCAAAGGUGGAGUGCAUUUGAAAUAUAUUUUUCUAAUUAUGACUAGUUAUGGUUAGUGGGAUAGUACCUUUGGUAAAUAUUCACUAUAUUUCAUCAUAAUUUUACAUCAGUAAAGUGGCAGUUUGUGAAGAAAAGUAGACAAAAAACUGUCAUCAAUUCCAUCCAAAAUGCAGGAACAUUCUACACCCAAGGAAGGCAUUUUUCUGACAAUUUAAAUAUUGAUUUAAUAAAAUAAAGGUGCUGUCAUUUAUUUUUUAGUCUUAUCAUAACUAUUGUGUAAUUUACACAAGUUUUGGCCCUUCUUAACAUUAUGACUGAUAGGUAACAUACCUGUGCGUGUCAAAUCUGCUGUCCAUCCUCAGCCAGGAGGUAAAAUUAUAAACUUGACCAAAAUGACAAAACCAGAAAAGACUAGGCAAAAGUCACGGUAAAACCUGAAAUCGAAUGAUGUUAAGUAUGUUUUUGAGAAAUGUGUAGUCUAACCUGUCACAUUUAAAUAUUUCAAGACUGCAGCCUCCAAAUUGCCAAAAAUCCAGUCAAGCCUCGUCAGGCACCAAGUUAAAGCAGCUUUCCUCUGCAAACAUAUAAUUUUGCUGUUUUCCACAUUGUAAAUCUAUCACCUCUGGACUCAGCGCCUUCUUCCGCCAGCUUCAGAAAUCAGCUUUUUCUACUUUUGUGAAGUUCGUCAUGUUUUUUAAUCACUAUGUACGACACAUUCCUGUAAUGGUGGAUGUUUCUUACUUAGUGCAAUAUUUUACAUCAAAGUUUUAGAUAUGACAAAAGGUGUCUAAACCAUAUACUAUACGGACUAAACCUAGAAUUGUUUUUAUUCCCACUGAAAUUGGCUGGAUUGAUAAUUUGCAGUGACACACACUUUCAGAAGCCUGUGGUUAAUAUGUUUAUUGUCCUGUUUAGGGUUUCAGAGUUCAGCAAAAAAGGUGAGUAAUUAAAAACAAAACAAAACAAAACUGGAACUUGUUUAACAGUACAGAAUCAGCUCUGUUAUUUGUUUUUUCCUCUUAAUUAAUGACAAUGUAUAAUUUGAUUUAGGUGAAGUUCUCAGAAGAAAUAACAUUUAAUACCAUUGUGUGUAACUACAAAACAAAAGAUCUACAAAUGUCACUGCUUGUAAUAUUGUUUGGAAACAUAUUUAUUUUAAAAUUAUUUACACAACCCCAAACAAAAACAAAAAAAUGGUAUGGAAUAGUUUGUUUCUGCAUCUUAGGAAAACUAGUGAAUGUAAAUAUUUGAAGGAAUUUGUCCCACAAGUAUUUUUUUCUUUCUGGUUUGGAAAUAAAACUUCAACUAUCAAGGCAA
Messenger RNA from Boleophthalmus pectinirostris (great blue-spotted mudskipper), 4290 nucleotides. RefSeq lists its product as uncharacterized. The transcript is spliced from 13 exons. Bases 28 to 2382 code for a protein of 784 amino acids. NCBI's taxonomy places the organism in Eukaryota, Metazoa, Chordata, Actinopteri, Gobiiformes, Gobiidae. The record is from RefSeq and is a predicted model, not a curated record.